AUCAUCUUGAAUCCUUGAUCCCCCCCAUCUGCCCAUCUCUUAGUAGAUGUCCAGCCCUGGAUGAAACGACUUCAACAACCCUCAAUCGUCUACUCUUCGCUGGCGAGACUGAAUAACAGAAGGCCCACAAUCCAUCCGACUCCUCAUCCUCGUUUUAGGGCAGAAUAUAGUCUUCAGAACUCUCCAAUUAAUUCGUCGGACGACCACCGCAAUGAACCUAUUGUGCGAAAUGCCGUCGGCGUGCAGCUCCUUCCCAGAUCCAUUCAUCGGCAGAUUUUUCCCCGGGACGUCUUCCCUCCACCGUCGGAGCGAGCCAUCCAGCUUUCCAAAGAACAUUUGAGUCGCCAUGGCCUUGCCAAAGGAAUAUCUGAUCCGAUCGAAGCCCCUCUAUUUAGCCUACCAUCCUUGCAGGGAGAAACGAUUGAUCAACAUUUCGUCAGCUUGGGCGUCGAUCGUUCAGAACCCUACCUCUCCAACGCGAAAAUAUUCAGUUUGAGCGAGCUGCCAUCUAUCCCGACUAAUUGGUCGCAGCUGCCUGGAUGGACGAUUUAUCACUCCGAUGGGUCCUUUGAAGCAAUCGAUCACCCCCCAGAAAGUGAAAAGGCUUUGGUCAUGGACGUCGAAACGUUUCCUGCCCAUACCCAGUGCGCCAUCAUGGCUACCGCCGUCUCUAGUAGCUCGUGGUACAGUUGGUUGUCCCCAUGGCUUGUAGGUAAAACCGAUCAACCCGAUAAUCUGAUCCCAAUGCCGUCCAAAACUCACCGGUUGAUUGUCGGUCAUCACGUCGGCUUCGAUCGGGCCCGUAUCCAACAAGAGUAUUCGCUCAGAGCCACCCGCACUCGCUUUCUCGACACCAUGAGCCUCCAUAUCGCCACUUUCGGCCUCUCAAACCCUCAACGACCAGCGUAUAUGUUCUCAAAAAAGAAAGCACUUUCAAAUCCGCAAAAUAUUGAGGAACAUGACCAAGAAAAUUCAAAUACUCCCUCAGACGAACCCUCCAACGUUAAUGAUUUUGCUACUGGAUUCUCUGGCCUUGAAGCGGCAACUCAAACCUCUUGGACUGAUGUGGCUUCGAUGAACUCUUUGGAAGAAGUCGCCAAGCUACACUGUGGCAUCCAAGUUGACAAAACACUUCGCAACAUAUUUCUUGAGAAUGACAAAUCCCAGAUUGUCAGACAUAUACCACAGCUCUUGGAAUACUGCGCUCGGGAUGUUAGUGCAACCCAUGCUGUUUAUUGCAAGCUUUUGCCGCUUUUCUUGGAACAGUGUCCUCAUCCGGUGAGUUUUGCAGGGAUGCUUCACAUGGGCAACCCGUUCUUGCCAGUCGAUGAGACUUGGCAGACCUAUCUCGAACGCUCAGAAUCCGCCUUUCUAACCAAGUCGACAACCGUCAAAGCCAGUCUUCUGCGUUUGGCCGAAGCAACCCGAAAAUUGAUGUUCGUCAAGGAUCCCAAAACAGGCCGACCUAUUUAUGAGGAUGACCAUUGGCUGAAGCAACUAGACUGGACGCCUAAGAAGGCUCGUUGGACUAGUCUUCAGACUACGCAAGAUACCCUCCCUGGCUCCGACUCAAUUGAUUCUAACAAUCCCAGCAAGCCUGCCCAAGACCCCAAAAAGAUGAUACCUGCUUGGUUCGCCAAUUUACAACGUUCCCGCCAGGGAGACGCUUUUCUCAUUGCUCCAGAAUCUCCUUUAGCUGCUCUGCUUCUCAAAGUUAAAUAUCAAGGUCACCCUGUACUGUGGUCCCGGAAACUUGGCUGGCUGUUUGGCUCGAUUAUAGAUCCCAAUGCACCUCCGUCAAGUCUUCCAACCGAUGAAAUCGAUCUUCGUGAGGUUCCUGAACACGUUGAAUUGUACGAGAACGAGCGCAUCUUCAAGCUUCCCAGCUCUACCGGCCAAUCGACAAAACGAGUUAGAACCCUUCUUUCACGUAACAAUUCGAAAUUGUUCGACAAAGAUAUCCUUUCUUCUCCUUAUCCUGAAGCUCACAUAGCAUGUCGCAUUGCUAAAACUUCGGAUGUGUCAAAUGAUUUGAACCAAGGAGUUUAUGACCGGUUGCUUCAACUGGCCGAAGAGGCCAAAACUUUAGAUUCCCAAAGUGCGAAGCUUGAUCCCUGGCUGCGUCAGUUGGACUGGACACCCGUGAUGGAAGAGUCUGACUUGAGAUUGAAGGAUGUAGAAGACAGUUCUCCGGACCAUCAGACCACAGGAGUUGACCAAAAUCAAAUUCACAAAUCAUCCAAAAGCCUGAAACUCCCGGAAGAAGAUAAAGUCUGGCCUCAUUGGUACUGGUUACUUGCUCGUCGUGGGAUCGACAACAUUGGAUUAACGACCAAAAGUCAGAUGACACCGCUGUUACUUCGGCUAAGCUUUUGCGGUUUCCCUUUGUAUCGCUCGAAGCAGCAUGGUUGGGUGUUUCGCAUUCCUUCGAGCGAGCUCAAAGACCCGUAUCUUUCUCGCGUACCCCUAACUUUCAAUUUUGAGCGUGACCCGAUGUUCGUUAACGAUCAGGAAGGUGCUGUCUUUUUUAAGGUGCCUCACCCCGAUGGAGAUAGUGAGAACGUGGGAAGUCCAUUGAGCAAGUCCUUCGAUAAAGCGUUCGAAAACGAGGUCUUGCGCGCCAAUCCCCUUUGUAUUGAUCACUCCUCUGCAAAUCUGUUGUCCGACUCGGCACACGUGACUCUCAAAGCAGCAGACAGUCACGCCUUGGCAGAUAACGCUCGCCAAGCUUUGUCAAUGAGUAUGCAAUGUAGCUACUGGCUGAAUGCCUCCCAGCGCAUCAAGGACCAGAUGGUAAUAUGGGAAUCAAGUCUCCCUCAGGAAAAUUCCGAUAACCCCGAACCAUCUAGAUGCAAACAAGGCCUAAUCCUACCGCAGGUCACUGUUAUGGGUACGAUCACUCGUCGUGCAACAGAGAAAACCUGGCUGGCAGCUGCGAACGCUAAGAAAAACAAGAUCGGCACCGAGCUCAAGUCGAUGAUCCGGGCACCCCCAGGAUAUGCGAUCGUCGGAGCAGACGUGGAUUCGGAAGAACUUUGGAUCAGUAGUGUCAUGGGUGAUGCCCAGUUUGGAAUGCACGGUGCAACAGCAAUAGGUUGGAUGACGCUGGAAGGAACGAAGGUGGCCGGGACGGAUCUUCAUUCGAAAACUGCCAGCAUUCUCGGGAUCUCCCGGAACGAUGCAAAGGUGUUCAAUUAUUCGAGAAUCUAUGGGGCGGGAAUUGCGCAUGCUGUUCAGCUGCUCAUGAAGGCUGAUCCGACUGCCUCGAAGACAGAAGCCACCAAACUUGCCAAACAGCUCUACGCCUCCACCAAGGGAGUCAAAAACUACCGAGCGGAUAUGUUUGAACGGAAGUUUUGGUAUGGAGGGACCGAGAGCUACUUGUUCAACAAGCUCGAACAGAUCGCCUUAGCUGAGUACCCCGAGACGCCGGCGCUCAAUUGUGGGAUCACAAGAGCCUUGAGGAAGUGCCACCUGCCCAGUGCUGGAGAAGGCCCUGACUUCAUGACCAGUCGGGUCAAUUGGGCCGUCCAAAGUAGCGGAGUUGACUAUCUACACAUGUUGAUCGUGGCCAUGGAUUAUUUGACCGAUCGCUAUGGGAUUGAUGCUCGUUACAUGAUCUCUGUGCAUGAUGAGAUUAGGUAUCUAUCGGCUUGGGAGGACCGAUACCGAUGUGCACUAGCUCUUCAGAUCGCCAACCUUUGGACGAGGUGCCAGUUUGCAUUCAAGUUAGAGAUGGACGAUCUGCCUCAGAGUUGCGCUUGGUUUUCUGCAGUGGACGUGGACCACGUCUUGCGCAAGGAAGUCGAUUUAUCUUGCGUUACACCGUCUAACCCGGACCCGAUACCACCUGGCGAAUCCUUAGACAUUAACAAGCUGCUCCAAGUCACCCCAAUGGGACUUGGGGAGUUGAAAAAGCCAUUGGAGGUCUCCGAUUCUUCUACUGGCGAUUUUGCCAGUCUCUAUAAGUCUAACAUCGCCUUGAAACACCGGAGCACCCAGCUCGAGUGGCUCGCCGCUCAAUCGAGCCAGGACCGGGACGAGAUCCGCAAACACUGGCAUCGGGCCCAGCACCAAGAAGAACAAGCCUGGGUCGAACAUGAGUUACGCCAACGCGCCCCUCCUGCACCUGCCAAAAAAACCACCUCACAACUGGCACCGAAGGACACUCAGCCGCUUUACCGCCGCGUUCCUAUCCCUCAAAAAGUUCAACCUUCUUCACCGUCAUAUAAACCUCGCCCCUCCCGACCGUCCCGCCAAGUCCCCCUCAAUCAUACCCGCAAAAACGGGGACGAUGACCCCGACCUAUCUGCCUGGAAAGCAUUUGAUGCUUCUCAAUCAGUCAAUCAUCCUCUAGAUCGUCUCUGAAUACAUUCAUUCACACAUAUCUUGUUUUGUUUUGGGCAUAAGACAUUCUUUUUCCGUUUCAUCUUUCGUGUUUGUUCGUUUUUUCUAUAAAAUGAUUGUCUUUGUGUGCAUUGCAUCCUUCCUCUGCUAUUGCGAAAACAUCUUCCUUCAGUAUUAAUCAUCUUGCCCUUUUCCUGGAAAUCCAAAGCAGCCCCUUUUUUGCAUUCCCUUUGUUUAAACAUUUACAGCAUUUUCCCUCUUCAUGAGGGGAUAAUCAUCUCUUAUAAGGGUUUUACAAUGCAUGCAAGCCAGAUAUCCACAAUUCAUGACUGCCUUUGGAGAUCAAGACCAAUAUUCUUGGAG
Molecule: messenger RNA, 4710 nt
Organism: Puccinia graminis f. sp. tritici CRL 75-36-700-3
Lineage: Eukaryota; Fungi; Basidiomycota; Pucciniomycetes; Pucciniales; Pucciniaceae
Exons: 4
Coding region: 61-4368 (1435 amino acids)
Biological process (GO): mitochondrial DNA replication
Cellular component (GO): mitochondrion; gamma DNA polymerase complex
Molecular function (GO): 3'-5' exonuclease activity; DNA-directed DNA polymerase activity; DNA binding
Source: RefSeq, a predicted model, not a curated record